Messenger RNA from Drosophila serrata, 3440 nucleotides. It is a transcript of the gene Caf1-180, whose product is annotated as Chromatin assembly factor 1, p180 subunit. NCBI's taxonomy places the organism in Eukaryota, Metazoa, Arthropoda, Insecta, Diptera, Drosophilidae. The record is from RefSeq and is a predicted model, not a curated record. Gene Ontology annotation, cellular component: CAF-1 complex; nucleus. Gene Ontology annotation, biological process: nucleosome assembly.
UGGCGGCAAUUCGCGCCCACCUCCCGUGCAUCUCUAACUCUUGUGUGUUUUUCAGCGCGUUUUCCAUUCUAUAACAAAAAAACAAGUUACAAAAAGCAGGAAUAUAUUUAGCAGAAUGCCCGCCGGCCUGGUGAAAACACCGAACAAUGGAAAAGCCAAGGAAAGUGCACAAAAGUCCGCGGAGCGAACGACCAGCAAUGGCAAGAAAUUUGUGCAGACGCGUCUCCCGUUCAAGAUGAUUACGCCCAGCGGAGCACCCACUGCCGCCGUGUCUAGCACCUCUGGUUUGGAACCUGGAGCAGUGGUGAACCUGGAUGAAGAUGAUCCGCCGGUUACCAGGGAGCCCCGCAAGCGGAAGCUCUCCUAUGACGAUGAGACGCCGCCACAAGAGGGCACUGGCUGCUCUACGGAACAAGGGCUAGAGAGCAAGGAGAACCUUAAUUUGAGCGGUGCCAUAGCCACCAAGAAGGUGAAGACUACGGCAGAAGCUGUGGAGGAUCAAGUUAUCGAGCUAAACGAUGACAACAAUGAGGAAAUGGGUAGCAAAGCAGUAGAGGAAGUGGCAGCUGCGCAACCCAAAAAGCCAAAGGCAGCCAAGGAUACAACGGUGAAGAAUGCGAAGCCGUUGAAGUCUGCAUCCAAGGAGAAGCCUGAGGUCAAGCCCAAGGAAAAGGGUUCCCCAGCGCCCAUACAAAUCAAGUGGCCAUUGGCAAACAAGCGGGCCAAGCGCAGAAAAUCCCUCAAGAAAGCCGACGAAAGCACCGAGGAUGCUUCGCCAAAGGAUGUGGAGAAGGUGGGCAGUGAGUCCAGCGAUGAUAUUGAGAUCAUAGCCGAGGAAUUGAACCCCCAGAAGAAGCCAAAGGUUUUAGAGCCAGAAAAGGACAAGAAAUCAAAGAGUCUAGAGCCAGAAAAGAAGCAGAUGAGUCGGAAAAACGAUCAGGAAGCAGUGGAGCAAAAAGACAAAGUGAUUCUUGUAGAGGUGGACAAGUCAGAGGAGGAUAAGAAAAAGGACAAGAAUCUAUCACCAAAAGAAACCAAGAAAUCGGAGUCCACUUCCAGUCAAGAAUCCACAAAGAAGGAGAAGAAAGUAGAUAAAGAGGCUCUUGCCGAGGCCGACAUCUCAGUAAUCCUCUCCAGCAGCGAGGACCAAAACUCGAGCAGUGAUCAUGAGAUGGAUGUGGACACAGAGGUCGCGGAGAAGCCCGAUGCCCCAUUGAGAAAGAGUCUCCCGGAGUCCACCAUUGAUGCCCCGAAGACACUCACGCCCAAGCAGCAGCGUCUCCUCGAGCAGCGGCGAAAGGCUCGCGAGGAGAAAGAGCAGAAACUGGCCGAAGAGCGUCGCCUCAAGCAGCAGGAGAAGGAGCAGAGAGAGCAGCAAAAGAAGAACGAGCGCGAACAAAAAGAGCAACAGCGGAAGCUGGAGCGCGAGGAGAAGGAGCAGCAGAAGAAGGUGGAGAGAGAGGAGAAAGAGCGCAAGCGACAGGCGGAGGUUGACUCCAAAAACGAGGAGAAACGCAAGCGGAACGAGGCCAAGGAGGAGGUGCAGCGCAAAAAAGACGAGGAGCGUCGCAAAAAGGAACUAGAGCGCGAGGAAGCUGAGCAGAAGAAGAAACGGGCAGCGGAAUCCUUCACCAAGUUCUUUGUGCCCAAGCAACCAAAAUCUGGUGGCAAUACCAAUGCCACCUCGUACCUGGAGCACGAACAGUCCAGCUGCGACAGCACCAAGGGCAACAGUCAGACCCUUGCCUUCCGUCCCUUCCAGAUCAAGGACGAUAUGCUUCUGGCGCCCGUCACGCGUGCCUCUAUGAAACAUGAGCAUCGGUCCCAGCUGGAUGGACUCUUCAGGCACGCCGAGGAGAACGAAGGAGAAGAUUCGGAUACGGACGAGGAUAUCAGUCGAAGGAAGCGACCCGGCCGAGCACAUCUCUAUCUCAGUGAACUGAAAAGCGGCCGCCACAAGCCGCUAAAGAUGCUGCGGGAUGCAAGGCUCCAAAAGUACACCAAGGAGGAGGAUGAUGACGAUGUUCAAGUAAUAGAUGACCUCGCCACAGCUGGACUGCCCAUUGAAGAGGAGCAGCCAAAGCUGCAGGCCAGGAUGCGAACCAAGUAUCUACACUUUGCGGAUAAUCGUAGGCCUCCGUACUACGGCACCUGGCGCAAAAAGAGUCAGACUAUCUCUGCCCGCCGUCCGCUGGCCCACGAUAAGGUUCACUUUGACUACGAGCUGGACUCUGAUUGCGAGUGGGAAGAGGAGGAGCCGGGCGAAUCGCUGAGCGCCAGCGAGGAUGAGAAAGAGGAACGCGAAUCGGAGGAGGAGUCCGAGGAGGAGUACAACGAGUGGUAUGUGCCGCAUGGCCAUCUUAGUGAUGAGGAGUUGCAGAAUGAUGGCGAUGGCGAUGAUGGCCACACGCGUGAGGCACAGAAAGCCAAACUGCAGGUGCUGCAACAAGAGUUUGCCCAGGAAAUGAAGAAGCAGACAAAGAAGAUAAAACCGCGCUUGCUGGGACCCGUCUGGCUGGACGAGAAUGGCAACCAGUCGGAGCAGCUGCCCGCCAUCUUUGUCAACACAAUCAGCAUGUAUGCCUGCUGGAGUGCUGUGGAUUCCAUUAGCCUAGAGCCGCCACCGGAACCGGAACGGGACGAUCAGGGUCCCGAGCCGCAGUUACCGCUGCAGUUGGACGACCGUCUGCUUCAGCAACUGGUCCGUCUGACCCACGGCAAUCGCAACUCCAAGACAUUCCUGAUUAAUGAGUAUUUGGAAUACCUAAAGACUCAGAUGGCAGCCUCUGGGGAACCGAAUCGAACACUGUUGCCCGCCAAGGCUGCAAUCCGUGAGAAGAUCGAAGAGCUGGCCACCUGGAAGCCUGUGGAGCUAAGCACUCCCGAACAGGCCGCCAAGAAGACCAAAAAGCCCAAGAAGCGUCUCUGUUGGAUAGUAACCAGCGAAAUGCUGCAAAAGUUUCAACUCCAAGAGCUAACCCUGCACAAUCAAUGGGAUUAUACGCUGACGCCGAAGGUGAGCGAGGCAGGAGGAGGAGCAGGAGGUGGAGGAGCAGAGGCACAGCAGCACGAGCUAAGUCCUCCAGCAGAUGCCUCACCAGUGGCCGCCCAAACUCCUGCCACGAUCUCAGCCUCUAUAACACCCAAUACGACACCCGUUGGACAGGCUAAAAGCGGCACCAAAAAGCGGGCCACCCUGCUCAUGUCUGUGCCCAGAGAUCAGCCGAUUCCCUCGGCCGCCAAGAACGCAUUGAUUAGUCAGUUUCUGCGCCGUCAGACUGAUGCCAAGGAGAAGGAGAAACAGAAAGAGCUGGGGCAAAAGCAGAAGCCAGCGCCUAUUGUCAACGAUGAUGUGGUUAUGCUCUCGGAUUAGUCUUCCUCUCUCCCUAAGUUUACAUAUAUAUAUAUUCGGAAUAUUAAACCUUUUUCUUGUCGCUAGA